Gaeumannomyces tritici R3-111a-1 is the source of this 1513-nucleotide messenger RNA. RefSeq names its product glycosyl transferase. Gene Ontology annotation, molecular function: glycosyltransferase activity. Bases 309 to 1271 code for a protein of 320 amino acids. NCBI's taxonomy places the organism in Eukaryota, Fungi, Ascomycota, Sordariomycetes, Magnaporthales, Magnaporthaceae. The record is from RefSeq and is a predicted model, not a curated record. The transcript has 2 exons.
CGCCAAGCAAAUGACGAGCUCAAAGCAUAAUCCCCACAUUUUGCUGCUUGGGUAUGAUAGCGCCAGAGAUCGAUCGACCAAUUCCAUUGAUUUGAAAAUAGCGCUGAGGGGAUCCCCCUAGACGCUGUUGCUUGAUGGAUUCUUCCCAGGUCAUCCCCUCCCGGCCUGUAUUCUCAUCCUUUACCCCCCGCGCUAUUUUCCCGACCUAGGAGUAGCAAGAUAGCGGGAAAGGGCGAAAAUCAGCAGUGGAGACAGAGGCACCAGCUUGACGUGGGGUGACUGAUAACUCUUUGAAGAAACAACCCAACAUGUCGGACGGCAAGAGGACAGGAGGCUCCGGCAAAGUGUGGACAACACUCAUAACAAAUCUGGACUACCUGCCGGGACUGCUGACGCUCGAGUACUCGCUGCGCAAGCACGGCUCGGCAUACCCACUGGUGGUCCUGUACACGGACACAUUCCCCGAGUCCGGCCGGGCGGCGCUGGCAGCGCGCGGCACCGCGAUGCAGCGCAUCGAAUACCUGCUCCCAACGCGCAGCAGCCGCGACUACAGCGAUGACCCGCGCUUCUAUGACUGCUGGAGCAAGCUGGUGCCCUUCUCGCUCGAGCAGUACGACCGCGUGGUGCAGGUCGACUCGGACAUGCUGGUGCUGCAGAACAUGGACGAGCUCAUGGACCUCGAGCUCGACGACCCGGCCGAGGCGGCCAAGGGGGACGCCGCCACGUCGAGGCGCGUCCUCGCGGCCAGCUAUGCCUGCGCAUGCAACCCGCUGCGCAAGGCGCACUACCCGGCCGACUGGGUGCCGGCCAACUGCGCCUUCACGUCGCAGCACGGCGACGCCGACGCGGCGCAGGAGGAGGGAGCGGACCCGGCCAAGGUGCCCAUCGCGAUGCUCAACGGUGGCCUGCAGGUGUUGCGGCCGAACGGGGCGCUGUUUGCGCAGAUCGUCGAGUACAUGGAGGAAAACGCGGCGUCCAUGGACUUUGCCGACCAGAGCCUGCUGUCGGACCUGUUCCGCGGGCGCUGGGUGCCGCUCCCCUACACGUACAACGCGCUCAAGACGCUGCGCUGGGAGGGGGUGCACGACGCCAUCUGGCGCGACGACAGGGUUAAGAACCUGCACUACAUCCUCACGCCGAAGCCGUGGGAGGAUCUGGACCAGAACGGGGACGCGAACCCGGGGGCCGAGGAGACGACGGGCUGGUGGGCGGCGAUAAACAAGGAGCGGAAGGCGAAGGAGCUGGCAAAUGGGGUGGACGACGGGCUGUGAUUGGGUGUUUUGUCACAUAUUUGAGAGCACGGUGACGGGAAAAGACUCGUUUGAGGUUGCGUAGCCACACUUUCCAGACAGCUUCGGGAACGUCGGUGCCCGGUGUUUUGUCGCAUGUGGCAGGCACUUCAGCUGAGGCAGUUGAAGGAGGGGCAGGCAACCAAGGCAACAACCUCAAUAGGCAGCCGCAGGAGCCCCGCCGACCAGCAUCCGACAGCUACCUCUAGGCCAUGAAAGUCAGU